AUGUCGUUCUUCAAAAACCUCAAAAAGGACUUUGAGGGCCUCGGUCUGGGCGACAAGGACAAGGACAAGCACAGCGAAGGAGAAGCCUCCCGCGGCUACUACGACCAAGGCGGCUACAGCCAGCCCCCGCCGCAGCAACACUACGGCUCCCCCGCCCCUCAACAGGGCUACGGCGGCCCGCCGCAAUACGGCCAGCCCUACGGCCAGCCCCCGCCCCAGCACUACGGCUCCCCGGCGCCUCCCCAACAGGGCUACGGCCAGCCUCCGUACGGCCAACCACAACAACACUACGGGUCGCCUGCUCCCCCCCAGGGCUACGGCGCCCCCCCGGCGCCGCCGCCGCCCGGCUUCGACCCGGCCCCCCUGCCCGCCGGCUGGUACUGCCACUGGGACGCGUCGCGCAACCGCGCCUACUACGCCGAGCCCGCGACGGGGCGGACGCAGUGGGAGACGCCUGGGUUUGGUGCGGAUGCGGCGCGCGGCGGGCCGCCAGGCGGCGGGUUCUACAACGAGUACGGCAACGCGGCGCCGCCGGCGGGGUACGGCCAAGGGUAUGGGCAGCAGGGGGCGCACGGCGCGAACCAGCAGGAGUACUAUGGGGAUGUGGAGAAGAAGGAGAAGAAGGAGGGGCAUGGGACGGGGGCGAUGGUGGCGGCGGCCGGGGCGGGGGUGGUGGGAGGCGCGGUGUUGGGGGCUGUCGUUGCCCAUGAGAUGACGGAGGAUUCGGAUGACGAGAAUGCUCGCGCUGCGCCGCCGCCGGCGCAGGACUCGGGCUACUAUGACCCCGUCCCGCCGCCGACGGACGACUUGCCUGAUGAGACGCGCUCUGGCGGCUCUGUCUCGAGUAGCGAUAAGGAGGAAUUGGAGGAGGCGCGCGAGGCGUAUGAGGAGGCUUACGAGGAGGCCUACGACGACUAA
Messenger RNA from Diplodia corticola, 918 nucleotides. Its product is annotated as ww domain protein. The record is from RefSeq and is a predicted model, not a curated record. The transcript is spliced from 3 exons. Gene Ontology annotation, molecular function: protein binding. Lineage: Eukaryota; Fungi; Ascomycota; Dothideomycetes; Botryosphaeriales; Botryosphaeriaceae. The coding region runs from base 1 to 918 and encodes 305 amino acids.